Molecule: messenger RNA, 399 nt
Organism: Aspergillus calidoustus
Lineage: Eukaryota; Fungi; Ascomycota; Eurotiomycetes; Eurotiales; Aspergillaceae
Source: the annotation of a GenBank genome assembly
AUGUCCUCUCCAUCCAGUCGUGGUGCGGCAGUGAUGACCGAGCUAGUGUUCAACGGUAUUCGGAAUUCCACUGUCCAACCGCAGCGAGAAGUCCACCAAGUCCUCGCCCAGCCCGAGGAUAAUGGCGCAACGGCUGACUCCCCACGCGUACGUGAGAAAGCCCAACUCAUCAUCAACGGCGCGCGGCACGAAGCUGGACUAAAGGGCAGCUGGCUGGACCUCUUCGGCAACAACAAGCUCCAGAUUCCCCGGCGCAUCAUCCUCGGCGCCCUGCCCCAAUUCCUGCAACAGUUCACGGGCAUCAACGCGGUCGUCUACUUCGGCCCAACCAUCUUCUCCAACUCCGUAUUUGUACGGGUUUGUGCCGGAGACUGGGGGCGCGACGCUGGAGGAGGUUGA